Molecule: messenger RNA, 2682 nt
Organism: Trichoderma virens Gv29-8
Lineage: Eukaryota; Fungi; Ascomycota; Sordariomycetes; Hypocreales; Hypocreaceae
Exons: 3
Coding region: 247-2682 (811 amino acids)
Biological process (GO): transmembrane transport
Cellular component (GO): membrane
Molecular function (GO): transmembrane transporter activity
Source: RefSeq, a predicted model, not a curated record
UUAGCCAUUGAUUCAUGACCUUCGCUCUCCCUCCUCUUCCCGUCUGUGGCUUCUUUGGUUUUUUUCUAUAAACUAAUGAACUGAGUCACGCACCUCUUCCUUUGUUUAUUAUCUUUUUUAUGUUUUAUUGUUUGAACGUAAUAACGUGUUAUUGUUGAUUUGGACUCUUUUUGAUUCUCCCCCUUCCCAUUUCGACAUUCAAAUCAUCUUCUUUCUACCCGAAGAAAAAAAAAAUAAUAUCACACAAUGGAUGAAAAGGUCGCUUCGCCAGUGACCUCGAGCCACGGCUCGUCAAUGGACGACCCGUUGGCCAAAACCGACCAGCUCAAGCGCAUCUACCGAAAGAUCGACAUGAGGCUCGUGCCACUUAUGUUCUUCUGCUACUUCCUGCAGUUCCUCGACAAGGUCAUCGUCAACUACGCCAACAUCAUGGGUAUCGCCAAGAACCUCCACUUUGUCGGCAACGACUUCUCCUGGAUGGCCACGGCCUUCUUCAUCGGUUACGCCAUCGCUGAGUUCCCCCAGGGCUACCUGAUCCAGAAGUUCCCCGUGUCCAAGGUGCUCGGAUUCAACGUGCUGCUCUGGGGUAUCAUCGUGUGCUGCACGGCUGCGACGCAGAACUUUGCUGGUGCCGCUGCUGUGAGGACGCUGCUCGGCAUGUUUGAGGCUGUCAUCACGCCUGCCCUCAUCAUGAUCACGUCUCAGUGGUACAACAAGAAGCAGGCUACCCUGCGCACUGGUAUCUGGUACUGCGGUCUCGGUGGUGGACAGGUCAUGGGAGGACUGAUUUCGUGGGCGGCUCAGCACGGCUCGACAACUUCGUCUUUCCAGGGCUGGCGUAUCAUGUUCGUUUCCGUCGGUGUCUUCAACCUGUUUGUUGCCCUGGCCGUCAUCUUCUUCAUGCCCAGCGGUGUUCGUGAGGCAACCUUCCUGACCGAGGACGAGAAGGCUCUGAUCGAGGAGGUCCUGGCCCGCGACCAGGCCGGAGCCGGCAAGAAGGUUUUCAAGAUGUCUGGUAUCUUGGACGCCCUUAAGGAUCUCCAGGUGUGGCUUCUGUUUGUCAACACCAUUCUGAUUGUCAUCCCUUCCGGUAUCAUUACCACCUUCUCGGCCACCAUCAUCAACUCCAUCUUCCUUACGCCCAAGAAGUCGGCUCUGCUCAACAUGCCCGCCGGUGCGAUCUCAAUCUUUGCGACCCUCGCCGGAACAUACGUGAUCUACUACAACCUGCCUCGCUGGCUGAGCAUCAUUGGUCUCCUGAUCCCCACCAUCAUUGGCGCCGCAUUGAUGUCCUUUGCUAAGACCAAUGGCGGUGCCCUGGCUGGUGUCUACCUCAUCAACUUCGACGUGGCUCCCCUAGCUCUCAUCUACGCUCUGGUCGGUGCUAAUACCCAAGGAUACACGAAAAAGGUUACCGUCAACGUAAUCAUCGCCAUUGCCUUCUCAAUCGCCAACAUCAUCGGCCCACAGACGUUCCAGGACAAGGAUAAGCCCAAGUAUCUGCCCGCCAAGAUCACCGUCCUGGGCGUUGCCGGUGGAUCCAUCAUCGUUACGAUCCUGUUGAGAAUCCUCUACGGAGUCCGCAAUGCUAAGACGGCUGCGACUCGAUCAGCAAAUGGCAUAAUACCAGAUGGCCACAUGAGGUUGUUGCCGCCGGCGCUGGUCGUCGUCACCGGCGCCAACGGAUUCAUUGCACAGCAUUGCGUUGCCGCCCUGCUCCAAGAGGGCUACCACGUUGUUGGCACCGUCAGAAGUGCGUCCAAGGUUGAAGCAGUGAAGAAUUCGCACAAGAGACAUCCCGGGCUAGACGUGGUCGUCAUCGAAGACAUCACAAACGCCCAAAGCUAUCUUGAUGUUCUUGGACCCUUAUCACCAGCAGCAGUCCUUCACCUUGCCGCUCCAUUUCACUACAAUGCGACCAACUUCGAACAAGAGAUGAUGAUCCCCGCGGUGCGAGGGUCAACGGCUAUCCUGGAGGCGGCGGCUCAGAUCAAGAGCAUCCGGAGAAUCGUUCACACAAAUAGCUUUGCCUCCAUAUACGACGCCUCGGCCGGCCCAAGCCCCGGAAAGAUUUACACGGCUCAAGACUGGAGCCCCUUGACAUACGAAGACGGAGCACAGGCAGACAACGCCCCAGCAGCAUAUCGCGCGAGCAAGACAGCAGCAGAGAAGGCCGCCUGGAAGUUUAUGGAGAGCAGGGCGCUAGGGUUUGAUCUCGUCAGCCUAUGUCCCAGCAUGGUCUUUGGGCCUUUUCUGCCCGAGGCCAAGCCCAAGUCCAUUGCCGGCGUCAACACUAGCAACCUGCUGGUCUGGGCCGCAGUCUCAGCUGGCCGUAACAGUGCCCUAAUUCCUACCAAAGGGCCGGUGUGGGUGGAUGUCAGAGACACGGCUGAAGCUCAUGUCAAGGCGCUCCGGAUUGUCGAGGCCGGCGGUGGCCGCUAUCUCCUCGCCGGCGGUAUUUAUUGCAACCAGGAGCUGGCAGACGUGAGCCGGCGACUGCUGCCCAAGUACGGCGAUCGAAUUCCGAUCGGCGAGCCGGGCAAGCGGGAGUCACACACACACUUUGGCGUGAGCACGGCCGAGACGGACAAAGUUCUAGGAAUCAAGUGGCGAAGUCUGGAGCAGACUCUCGGAGAUGUCGUGCCACAAUUGUUUGAGAUUGAGCGGGGUCAGGGCGCCUAA